Saprolegnia parasitica CBS 223.65 is the source of this 645-nucleotide messenger RNA. RefSeq lists its product as hypothetical. Gene Ontology annotation, biological process: regulation of DNA-templated transcription. Gene Ontology annotation, molecular function: sequence-specific DNA binding; DNA-binding transcription factor activity. The coding region runs from base 1 to 645 and encodes 214 amino acids. NCBI's taxonomy places the organism in Eukaryota, Oomycota, Saprolegniomycetes, Saprolegniales, Saprolegniaceae. The record is from RefSeq and is a predicted model, not a curated record. The transcript has a single exon.
AUGAGCAUCCCUGUCUUUCUGCAGAAGACCUUCGACAUGCUGGGCUGCUGCGCGCCCGAGGUCGCCGCCUGGAGCAACAACGGCCGGUCCUUCGUCGUCAAGUCGCCCAAGGCCUUUGAGAAGACGAUGCUGCCGCUCUACUUCAAGCACAACAACUUCGCCUCGUUUGCGCGCCAGCUGCGCUUCUAUGGCUUCGACAAGACCAAGAAGCUCGAGGUGCACCCUGCGUCCGAGCUCGGCUCUAGCAUGUGGGAGUUCACGCACGCCAAGUUCCGCCGCGACGACCCGGAGAAGAUGGCAUCCAUUCGCCGCAAGACGUGCACAGAGCCUAACUCCAAGUGGGACAAGGAGGACGUCGACAUGCUCAAGAGUAAGAUGACGACGCUCCAGACGCAGCUCUCGACGCUGUCGGACCAGAUCAGCCUCCUCACGUCCAUGGUGCACGAGUACGCCGAGGCCGUCGACGAAGAGGACAUGCAGAUGAUGCCCACGCCCGUCGCGGACGCCACGGCGUCGAUGGUCAACGACAUGCUCGAGAUUGAAGCCGCGGACCUUUACGCCGAGUUCGACUACGACUUUUUUGGCUCGUUUGCGACCGACAAGGCACUCGGCUUUGAGCCCCUGGGCCUCCCGCUCGAGUCAUAA